AAGCACCCAACCCGCCGCCGGAGCAAAACCACCUCCAAAACCCUAGCCCCCCAACUCCUCUCUGAGAAGUAUCUUCGACGUCGUCGGCGGCGGCUGAAGCGGCGGGGCGGAGAUGGGUAAGGCGAAGGGGAAGCAGCGGCAGGACAAGUUCUACCACCUCGCCAAGGAGCAAGGGUACCGGAGUCGUGCGGCCUUCAAGCUGCUCCAGCUCGACGCGCGGUUCCGCUUCCUGCCGACGGCGCGCUCGGUGCUCGACCUCUGCGCCGCGCCGGGAGGGUGGGUCCAGGUGGCCGUCAACCAUGCCCCCGUCGGAGCCUUCGUCGUCGGCGUCGACCUCGUGCCCAUCCGCCCCAUCCGCGGCGCCCACUCGCUCACCGAGGACAUCACCACCACCAAGUGCCGCGCCGCGGUGCGGAGGCUGAUGGACGCCAACGGAGUCUCCGCCUUUGACGUCGUGCUCCACGACGGGUCACCCAACGUCGGUGGUGCCUGGGCGCAGGAGGCUACAUCCCAGUCCGCGCUCGUCAUCGACGCCCUGCACCUCGCUACAAUGUUCCUCGCCCCCAAGGGCGCCUUCAUCACGAAGGUUUUUAGGUCUCAAGAUUACAAUGCUAUUAUGUACUGUCUUAAACAGUUGUUUGAGAAGGUUGAGGCAACUAAACCUACAGCUAGUCGGUCUACAUCGGCUGAAAUUUAUAUCAUCUGCCUGAAAUAUAAGGCUCCUGCAAAGAUUCAACCAGAACUUCUUGAUAUAAAGCACUUGUUCAGUGUGGUUCCAGAACAGAACAAAUCUAGGGAUAUUUGGGACAAAUCACGAAAGAGACACCGUGAUGGGUAUGAAGAAGGGAAUACAACAUUGCGGAAAGUCGGUUUGGCAUCAGACUUUAUAUUGUCUGAUGCCCAGACACCACUGGAGUUUUUGGGCUCCUACAAUGCGAUUUCAUUUGAUAAUCCAGAAUCUCUGCCCAUAAAGAAUCAUGAGCUUACUACCGACGAUAUAAAAAAUUUCUGUGAGGAUUUACUUCUGUUGGAUAAAAAUAGUUUCAAGCAUAUCUUGAAAUGGCGAAUCCGCUUACGGAAAGCACUGUUGUCAUCUUCACAAGUUACCCCAAAGGUUGAGGAUGACGCAGAGACCACAAAGGUCAAAGAUGAUGAUCAACUUCUACAAGAAAUGGAAGAAUUGACCAGUGUCAUUGAUAGAAAGAAAAAGAGAGAGAAAAAGCGCCUGUCAAAGCGUCGAGCAAAGGAUAAAGCACGCAAGGCUACAGGAAUGCAGAUUGACGCUACCGGAGAUGAUUAUGGCGAUCCUGACUUGUUUUCUAUUAGUGUUAUCAAGGGUGGAAAAGAACUUCAAGCUGUUGAAUCUGCAGAGCUUGAUGUGGAAGAUGACAUUGAAGACAGUGAAAAUGAGGAAAUUCAAGGUCGAGAAGUCUCUGAUGAGGAAAUGGAUUCGGAUGAAGAACAACAGAGGUAUGAUGCCCAGCUAGAGGAGAUGCUUGAUGAAGCUUAUGAGCGCUUUGUAACGAAAAAGGGUGGGGCAGUAAAACAAGAACGUAAGCGCGCAAAGCGAAUCAAUCCUGAUGCUGAUGCAGACUUGUUAGAGGGUAGUGAAGAUGAUGGUGAUGAUGUUGAAAUGGAUCAUGGUUUUGACGAAGAUCAAGAUCCGGUGACCAAUCCCCUUCUAUUAUCUCUAGAUGAACACAAGCCAACUAAAGAGCAGAUUGUACAGCAGUGGUACAGCCAGGAUGUGUUCACAGAAGCAGGAACAGGCGUUACUGAGCAGAGUGACAGUGAAGAUGAAAGGGAGAAUUUGCAGAGGAAUAUGAAAAAGAAGAUGGACACUGGCAAAAAGGAAAAGGCGGCCAAGACACAGCGUUUGCAACAAGGUGAUUUUGAGAUUGUACCAGCGGAACCAGUCCGAAAUGAAGAGGAUUCAUCUUCAUCUUCUGAUGAAUCAGAUGAAUCGGAGGAUGAUCUCGACGAUUACAAAAAGGCUGAAGUACUAGCCUAUGCGAAGAAGAUGUUGAGGAAGAAGCAAAGAGAGCAGAUACUUGAUGAUGCUUACAACAAGUACAUGUUUGAUGAUGAAGGGUUGCCCAAUUGGUUCGUUGAGGAUGAGAAGAGGCAUACGCAGCCCAUGAAGCCUGUCACACGUGAAGAAGUAGCUGCCAUGAGGGCUCAGUUCAAGGAGAUUGAUGCCCGUCCAUCCAAGAAGGUUGCAGAGGCUAAGGCACGGAAGAAGCGUGUUGCCAUGAAGAAACUGGACAAGGCACGCCAAAAGGCAGAUGCCGUCGCAGACCAGAAUGACAUAAACGAGCGGUCAAAGAGGAAGAUGAUCGACCAGAUUUACAGAAAGGCAAUACCCAAGAAGCCUCAGAAGGAGUACGUUGUUGCAAAGAAGGGAGUUCAGGUGAGGGCUGGCAAAGGAAAGGUAUUGGUGGAUCCACGGAUGAAGAAGGACAAGCGGGCCAGUGGGAUUGGGAAGAAAGGGAAGGGCGGCAAGGGUGCUAAGGGGAAGGGUGGCCAGAAAGGCAUGAGAGGGAAAGCUGGGAAGAAGGCCGGGAAAGCCCAGAGGUAAAAAGCUGAGGAGCCAAGCAUGGCUGGGUCGCGCCCUCCUAGCUGCUGAAUUUUGUCUCGGUCCAACUACAACUACUCAGUAGGCGCAGCUGAAUUGAAGUUGUGUGAUGAUAAAAUUUAUGUGUUUAAAGUUUUGUAGCAUGACUUAAUCAGUAUCAGAACUGGUGACAGUGUCAUAAUGGCAUAACCUACACAUUUCACAUCAGUUAUUGAAACUUUCCCCCCUUUGGGGGACAUACAAAUA
Molecule: messenger RNA, 2821 nt
Organism: Panicum hallii
Lineage: Eukaryota; Viridiplantae; Streptophyta; Magnoliopsida; Poales; Poaceae
Product: putative rRNA methyltransferase
Exons: 11
Coding region: 113-2578 (821 amino acids)
Biological process (GO): maturation of LSU-rRNA from tricistronic rRNA transcript (SSU-rRNA, 5.8S rRNA, LSU-rRNA); maturation of 5.8S rRNA from tricistronic rRNA transcript (SSU-rRNA, 5.8S rRNA, LSU-rRNA); rRNA methylation
Cellular component (GO): nucleus; preribosome, large subunit precursor; nucleolus
Molecular function (GO): rRNA (guanine) methyltransferase activity; rRNA (uridine-2'-O-ribose)-methyltransferase activity
Source: RefSeq, a predicted model, not a curated record